Ostrea edulis (European flat oyster) is the source of this 3210-nucleotide messenger RNA. Its product is annotated as GDP-fucose protein O-fucosyltransferase 2-like. Bases 594 to 1832 code for a protein of 412 amino acids. Lineage: Eukaryota; Metazoa; Mollusca; Bivalvia; Ostreida; Ostreidae. Gene Ontology annotation, molecular function: peptide-O-fucosyltransferase activity. The record is from RefSeq and is a predicted model, not a curated record. Gene Ontology annotation, biological process: protein O-linked glycosylation via fucose. The transcript is spliced from 9 exons.
GGGGUAGGGGUUCUGACCCCCAGGGCAGUGCCAAACUUGGUAUAUAGUGUUUAUGUGUAAAACACUUAAAUAACAUCUUCUUUAGUGCUAUUGAUACUAAAUUGAAACUAAAUAGAUAUUUAGAAAGAAUAGGUAGUUUUUUCUACCAAAAUUGUAAAAUUGAUGAUCACAGGGGUAGGGGUUUUGGUAUCAGGGUGGGGUCAAACUGGUCAGUUAUUAAAUUAGCAAUAGACAUUUUUAACUUAUUCAUAGCUAUCAUUCCAAUUCUUUUCAAAUUUGGUAUGAAUCAUUCGUGGAACAAGGGGGACAUAGAUUGUUAAUUUCAGGAUUCCUGCACCCCAGAGCCUUAGGGGCGGGGCAAAAACUGCCCAAAAAUGACCAAUUUCAAAAAUCUUAUGUAGAAGCGCACGUUGAAGAAAAACUAAAUGCAUAGUAUGAAGAGCAGGAAGGACUACCAAAAUUAAAUAAAAUAAAUAAAUGUUUAUUCUGUAGAUACAUACAUACAUGAAUACCAAGGAUAACCCAUGAAAGCUCGAAAGCUGAUUUCCAAUGGGGUCCUUUGAUCCACGGAUGUGUGCGCUAGGGGGUCAUUUAUGUGGGAGGAAACCGGAGUGUGUCCGAGCGGGCGACCAUCAUACCUUCUCGCACACAACUACUGCCGAUCACGGGAAUCGAACUCGGGUCGCACCGGUCUGCUCGCCUUGUCCGUGCUCAUUCUCUUCCCAAUCUGUUGUGGUUCCAUGAAAGAAAGCGAAAGUUGUGCGGGGAAGGCCAAAUAUGACAUCAAGAAAAACGCAAGAUUUUUACUGUAUGACGUGAACCCUGGGGAGGGGUUUAACCUGCGAAGGGAUGUGUACAUGAGGGUGGCAAAUCUUGUGUACCUUCUGAAUCGGGAGAGACCCUGGGUCCUCGUUCUUCCACCCUGGGUCCGCAUGUGGCACUGGAGGUCACGUGAUGUAGAACAAGAACGACUGAAAUGGUCUGCUUUCUUUGAUGUGGAGAGUCUCGGAAAACAUGUCCCGGUGAUAGAACUCGAGGAUUAUAUCAAAAGACAAGAUGCUUCUGCAAUAGACGAAGUGUACUAUCUUCAGGGAGUGGACUCAAUAGAUGACUGGAAUACAAUUAAAAUUGACAAAUGCGAGAGGGAUACCAGUUUCCGACAGGAUUCAACAGGAAAAUGGCGACACUUGUAUUUUGACUUUGAUGAGCUUUACGCAGACAAAUUUCAAUGUUUGGCAUUUUUCGGGCAACUUGAACUAAUGAAAUCAUUCCUCAAUGAAAAUACAACAGGAAGGUUUGUCUUCUUACCACGAGCAGAAAAUCUACUACAUGGGGAUUUUGGCGAACACAGCGAUUUAUUCUGGAAGGCACGGAGAAGUAUGGUGUACGCCAAACCUUUACGCGAUGUUGGCGAUCUGUUUCGUAAGACUCACCUUGAUUCCGAUGACGAGAGGGACAGCACAUUUCUGAAAGACUGGACAACAGUCAAGAAAGAGUCCAGGAAGGCUAUAGGUGGUCCGUACAUAGCCGUCCACUUAAGACGAGGGGACCAUCUUCACGUGAGGGGUGGGGAGUUACCAUCAAUGAAAGAGGCUGCCAAAUACGUGAAAAAACUGCUUCAGAAGCUGGCUUUAGAGAAAGUGUUUGUGGCAACAGACGGGACCAAGAAAGGUAUUUCAUUGGUAGUUCUGCAUCUACGGUCUCUUUUCGAAUACGGGAAGACAGAGAAAUCCUGGGAUUCAGACCAUCUACUACAUUUGAUAGAUUUUGUGGUGACAAAGAAAAUGACUGUGAACAACCGGCACACUGGACCAUUGUCUAUUAGAGGGUGAAAGUGAGGCUCCUUGACUAACCCUCUUGUCAUCAAUCUCUAAAGGAAAGGAUCGGCAUGUUUUUGGAAAAUCGUUAUUUGUGUCGCGUAUAACAAUGCCCCGCCAUGUUUGACACGAUUUUACAGCAAAAGACUAUUAUGUCCUUGUAAUGUGUACAAGAGAAAAUUUAAGAUCGAUACAAGGCAUCCAGCGAGAUAUUCAUCAUAUUCUUUAUCAAAACUUUCCCCUUUUAUAGAAGUGAAGGAGUGCAGUGAAUAAGUGGUAUCCUAAACUGUAAAAUGAAAACAAAUGCGUGACUUAAGGGAAUAUUGUGCACGAGAUCAGAAAUCUGUAUAGUACGGACGAAUAAACAUGUUUCUUACAACAGAAUCUAGCCACAUGAACUCAUCUUUUUGAUGGAAAUUAAGGAUGGCAGGCAUACAAUACCACAAAUUAGACAAUUUGGAUGAAUGACUGCAGUAUGAUUCUGAUUCAUAGAAAAAUUAAAUUAAUGCUGUUAUAUUGCCAAAUUCUACAGACAUCAGGCAUCUCCAUAACACCAUGUGCCCGGUCUGACGGGACCGAUUGAUGUUUUCCUGUAGAAUUAGUUGUCAUUUAUGUUCUAACGAAUUACAUUUGCUGACUGUGAUCGAGCUCGGAAUUAUAAUGGUCACGGAACGAGGCGGAUAUUGGUGUUGUACAUAAGGUCUACGACAUCCACGUGGCUCUCUUACAGAUAAAAUAACUCUGGGUCUACUAUUGCAACAUUUGGAAUGGAUUUUUUUGUCUGGUUUGGAUUAGUCUGUGAUUGUGUCAAUGUCUAUUUUAGGCAAUAAAACACUGGUAUAUAUAUUUAAUGCCGAUUAUGGCGAGGUCCCUCCAAAUCCUCCCUACCCCCAGGAGCGGAUCCAGGAAUUGCAGUUACGGGGGGCGCCACUUUAUGAGGCAGGGGGUCUGGGGGCAAAGCCCUGGUGGGGACCUAGGGAGCCAAGCCCCCGGAAGCUCCUGGAUUUUACAGAUUUUAUAGGGCUUGAAAUAAUCUCCUACUUAGUCUUUUGUACUAUUUUCUAUCAUUUUUAUGAGAUGAAAUUAAUAAAAUGACACAAAUUUUAAGGAUUUUGAAAAAAAUUAAGUUCUCCCAAUAAAGUAUUUCAAGAAAUCAAUAGAUUGUGUCAUUUAUUUCUCCAGUAGUGGAAGAAAUUAUUGCUUCUUAUAUCGUUUAGUACAUUUUUCUAAGCAAGAUACCACGAUUUACCUAAGUUUGAAAAUUUUAGGGGCGCCCCCUUUAAAUCCGCCACUGACCCCAAAUGACUUUUAGCCAUAUCUUAUGUUGAUUCAAUUGAUUCUUAAACAUUUGGAUGUCGACGUAAUCUAUAGUGAUAAUAAAAGUGAUUUUCUC